AACAGUGGGAGGGCGGAGUUUUGGAUCGGAAAGUUCUCGCAGCCGAUACUAAACUCUCGGACCCACACGGACAUUGACUUCGGGGAGGACGAGGAUGGCAACUCCGGGUUUCGGAAACGGAGGGGCAGCUGCUGCUGGAGGAGGCGGCGGCGGCCUCGGCGCCAGUGGCUCGGCUUUCUCCGUCAGCCCCUUCCCUGUGUCGGGCUCUGGAGCCGGCCUGGCUCCGCUGGUCGCCGUGUGGGAGUGGGAAGACGAGGCGGGCCGCUGGAGGCCCUACAGCAGCCGUGUGAGCGAGCACAUCGAGCGCAGCCUCCAGCAUUUACAAGGAGCGGCUGCGGCGAAAGGAAUCAACAGCAUCUCCCUGGGCCAGGCCGAGCCGAGGCUGGCCCCCUACAUCAUCGAUAUCCCCACACUCACCCAGUUCCGACAGGACACAGGAAGAAUGAGACGAGUUAGGAGGCAACGAUAUGCUCAGUCAUCUGCACCAGGACAAGGAUUAUUAUGGCAGUGGGAAAAUGAUGAAGGUGGCUGGACAGCCUAUGAAACGCCCAUCUCCAUUUUCAUAGAGGAUUGUCUUAUUGCAAACCAGCAGACAGCUGAUUUGGGACACUUUGGUUACAACUACAUAGUGAAUUUCACCAACUCAUGUCAAAUAAAUAAAACCACUGGGUUCAGAAGACGAGUUCAAAGACUUUCUGAUGCACCCUAUCCAUCAGCUGUUUCUGGCUCAACGCAUGGAAGUCAAAUCUGCUCUUGCAACCAAUGUUUAGCUUAUACUGGCUCUGGGCCUAUUUCAAAUCGUAGUCGAUACACUGUAUCCAACUUGGCAGGCCCUUCUACUCAGCUAAUUUCUAAUAGAUCAUCUCUAAUAAUGCCUCAUAACCAUGGAUACUCCCCUUAUAACAAGAGACCAGCAUCAGGGGGCCCUAUGCCUUUUGUAAAUCCCAGUCGGCCGGUUAAUGCAGCAGGUAUUCCAGGUCAAUCUACAACCGCUGGCUCUCAGUUCACCAAUGGUUCAAGCAUUCAAACGUUGCCAGUACAGCUGAAUGGUCCAAACAAUGUAUUCCCAGCAUUUGCAGGCAUGACUGCAAUUCUGAUGUGUGCUGCUGGACUGCCUGUGUGCUUCACCCGCGCAACUAAACCCGUACACAAACCUGACUCAAGAAAAAGCGGUAAAAAACUCAGCACUGCCCAAGAUAAAUCAUUUAGGAGAUCGAAGAAAGUAUCCAGAAAAGAAAUGGUAAAGGAUCCGGAGGAGGUGGUAAACAAGUAUAUGAUGAGAAUAGAAGAAAUUCCAGAUGAGGACUGUAUAAUCUGCAUGGAGAAGCUGAGUGCCUUGUCUGGCUAUGAUGAAAUGUCCAGGACAAGAACCAUUCGGCCAGAUACAGUGGGGAAGUUCACAAGAUGUGGCCAUGUCUUCCACUUAUUGUGUAUGAUGGCCAUGUAUGAAAAUGGAAACAAGGAUGGCAGUUUACAGUGUCCUUCAUGUAAGACCAUCUAUGGUGAAAAGACUGGAACACAGCCAAAAGGAAAGAUGGAUAUUUAUUUAUUACCACAGUCACUGCCUGGAUAUGCAGACUCUGGAUCUAUACAAAUUGUGUACAAUAUCCCACCUGGUAUUCAGGGUCCAGAGCACCCUAACCCAGGCAAACCAUAUACUGCCCGUGGCUUCCCCCGGCACUGUUACCUGCCUUACAGUGAAAAGGGCAGACAGGUCCUGGAGCUUCUCAAAGUAGCAUGGAACAGACGGCUGAUUUUUACUGUGGGAACAUCGAGCACAACUGGGGAAAUGGACACAGUGGUUUGGAAUGAAAUUCACCAUAAAACAGAGAUGGGGUCCAAUGUAUCGGGGCACGGAUACCCUGACCCCAACUACCUAGACAAUGUCAUUGCAGAGCUGGCUGCUCAGGGCGUCACAGAGGACUGUCUUCGGCAAUAAUUGAUCAUGUUUUCUCCAAUCCAGUGGAGAGCCUGUAAAAGGGUUUGGACUUCUGCACUUUGCUUUAGUGCAAGCUGUGUUUUCAUUAUUCCUUUCUCCUGCUUGUUUUGUAAAAUGCAGAAUCAGUUUUCAUAGCUGUGCAUGGUGAAGCAAGGGUGCACGGGUUGCAUCUUCCUAAAGCCAGAUGUCUCUCUUAACCACACCAGUGAUUUUUCAUUCAAAGCCAGACCGCGCUGAGCUGGACUCACAUGUUUUCCCCUUCUCUAUCCCCUCCUCCUCCCCAUCUCCUCCUGGCACCUUGCAACAUGUUUACAUAGCGUUGGCCAACAAAAGCUUCAACAAAUUGGAUGUAGUUACAGUUUCUUGUGCAUUGUCUGAGAUGUUGCAUUUUACCAUAGCAGCCAUGUUAGAAAUUGUAGCAUCUGAAGUUCUUCUAUGUAUCCUUCUGUUGAUCAAGUUUUAGCCGUGAGCAUUAAAGUAGAACAGAAUCUGAUCCACAGUGGAAUUUCUGUAAUCUGUGCACCACUGGCUACUCAAAGUGGGGCUAGCAGAGGAACCCUUAUAACAUGCACUAUUAUCUGAUUCUAAUAGGUUUAGGCAGUGGAGCAUUAUAAGAGAAUCUAUUUUUUACAUCCUAGGACAUUAAGGCAGUGACAUUUUGAAGUAUGUGAAAUACUAUUUUAUCCUUACAGCAUGAGGCUCUAAAAUCUUGUGUGUUACUAUUUGGGAGCAAAUUGUGUAGUUUUGUGCCCAAUUCUACUGCUUGUUUCAUACCUGGGGCAAGGCAUGGUAACCUGCAAUCAGUAAACACAUCACUUUUCUACUGGUUUCUAUUGUGCUCAGGGAAGCCUAGUAAUUAAGUGAUUAUAGUAAUAAAUAAUUUUUUCACUCGCAAAAUGGUUGCGACAAAUUGUGUACCAUUUAAAUUGCAGCGUUACAGAAUAUUUUGGUUUUACCUUUCAUUGCCAGUAAUGACUGAUGGAAUAGAAAUCUUCUCUGUGGCAAAACUACACUGAUUAGUGCAUCAUUUUUCCCUUGUAUUUAGAGCAGUUGCCCUUAAUAUAGGAACUGAAUUUCACCCUGAACCCCAAACCAUGUCACAAUAAUGAUCUGCCAGUUGAUGAUAAAAUCACUAGGAUACGGAAGUCCUGAGACAGAUAUUCCUAUUAUUAAAGCUUGGGGGUGAAUAUACAAACUUAAUAGAGAAAAUAGGUGGGCAAAGACUAGAAAGAGAAAUUGCUACAGUUCUUCUCAUAAAUGGUAUGAGGGAUAGGGGCCAAAUGCAAGUUAAUGGGAUUAGUUUAAUUGUGAAAACUGGACAGCAUGGGCAAGUUGGGCCGAAGGGCCUGUUUCCAUGCUAUAGAACUCCAUGAUUCUAAAUAUGUGCAAUUUUCUCACUUUUUUUUUUCUUCCUGCUGUAGCUAUGAAAUUCAUUCAAUUGGGGUACACUGUAAUGCCAAAUAGGAUAUGUGUACAUAUUUCUUAAUUUAGAGAUGAUGCUCAUAAUACUUUGAAUUAUGUAGAGAAUCCUCUGUAAAAUUUUCUUAAAGACAGCAUGUUGAAAGGGAAGAAAAUGUGCAGUUUCCACAGGAGUGCCAUUGAUCUCCUCACACUGCUUUCAUGGAGUUUAUUGUUCCCACUCAUUUGAUAUGAUUAGAUUCCCUAGAGUAUGGAAAGAGGCCAUUUGGCCCAACAAGUCUACAUCAACCCUCCAAAGAGCAAGCCACCCAGACCCAUUCCCCUACACUACUUUUACCUCUGACUAAUGCACCUAACACUACGGGCAAUUUAGCAUGGCCAAUCCACCUGAUCUGCACAAUCUUUGGAUUGUGGGACGAAACCGGAGCACCCGGAGGAAACCCAAGCAGACACGAGGAGAAUGUGCAAACUCCACAUAGACAGUGGCCCGAGAUUGGAAUCGAACCCAGGUGCCUGGUGCUGUGAGGUAGCAGUGCUAACCAUUGUGCUGCCCACCCAUGGGCAUUGUUAUGACAGCUUUUUACAAAUGAGUGAAUUUAACGUUUUCUUGUAAUGUGUUAAAAUCAUGUUGGCAUUCAGGUAUUGAAGAGCUGGGGGAAUGCAGUGGGUACAGCUGAUUGUUUGUGUUACUCAACAUACCACAAAUCCUGUUUGACGUGGAGACCAGGUCUUUGGCCAACCCCUCCAAUCGGCCUGAACUUCAUAGACCUAAAAGGGAAAUAUGAGACACUGGGGCAAUCAGUGCCUGGGCACAAAUUUGCAUGUUCCUGAAACGCAUCCUUUGGCCUGUCCCCCAGUUUUAUACAAUGUUGAACUUUGCCAUAGUUUCUGAGCCUAGCUUGACCAAGGCAACAAACAGUUUGUUAGUUCCUCAAUUAAUCUACAAUGUCUGCUGACUUUCAAUGACUCAUUCUGUCAAAUCUAAAUUAAGCAUUAAAAUUAAUUCUACAGUGAUUGGAACAAACUGUCAAAACUGAGUCAACUGCCUUAAUUAGACUCUCUGAAAGCACCAUCAGUCUAAAUCUUCCUCCAUAGUGUUUACUUUUCAACCCAAAUACAAUGCAAUAUGAAAAGCCUUACUGUGGUUGAAUGCUUAAAGUCAUGGGAUGAAAUCUCUUGAUAAUGGGAAGAAUGGAAAGGAAUAUCAACGCAAACAUUCUCAACAACCAGCACCAGCAUCUCCAGAUUAGCAAACUGCCCUCCAGGUACUGCUGCAGUACACUUGCAGGUCUGUAAAUGGUCUAAUUUAACCAAAUCUUGAAGCGCAAAUCAUCCCACCAGUGUGCUGUUUCUAAGAUAAUGUGAAAUUUUAAAGCAUAUGCACUGUUACCUGAUUGUUAUAGUAUAAGGUACUAUGUGUGUUACUGUAUGAUUCAUCUUUGGGCACAGUUGUGUGCAGUUUUGUAUCCAAGUCUACGUCCUGUUCUACAAUUCUACAGAGGUCAAGGAAAUGUAUCCUGCAAAUCAUUUUUUGCUAGAUAUUAUGUUCAGGGAGGCAUCAUGUGACUAACUGCAAACUUAAAAUAGCUGUUUUGUUUGCUUUUUAAGACUUUGGAAAGCAAAUUCACAUUCUCUCCCUCCUAAACAUAACCAUGAUGUGUGUCUCACUUUCUUUCUGACAUUUAUUUGGUAAAGUAAUUGAUUUUUUUAGGCACUAAACUAGAGAUAGAAAAAGACUGCUAUUCAAAAUAAUUAUCCUAUGUGUUCUGUCUUUUAUCAAUGACAAGCUUUGGUACUGUUUUAUAGAGUUUGGUUAUCAUUUAACAAGGAUUAGAUUAGAUUAGAUUACUUAGUGUGAGAACAGGCCCUUCGGCCCAACAAGUCCACACCAACCCACCGAAGCGCAACCCACCCAUUCCCCUACAGUUACCCCUUUUACCUAACACUAUGGGCAAUUUAGCAUGGCCAAUUCACCUGACCUGCACAUCUUUGUGACUGUGGGAGGAAACUGGAGCACCCGGAGGAAACCCACGCAGACACGGGGAGAAUGUGCAAACUCCACACAGUCAGUCGCCUGAGUCGGGAAUUGAACCCGGGUCUCUGGCGCUGUGAGGCAACAGUGCUAACCACUGUGCCGCCCUUGCUUAUACCUUUUCAUUUUUUCAUGGGAUGUAUGUAUAAUUGGCACAUUACAUUGCCUUUGAAUUAAAUGGCUUUGACCCUUUCAGAGGACAAUUGAGCGUCAGUUGAAUUGCCUGAGACCUGGAGUAUGUGACUAGAUCAAGUAAGGAUGACUGGUUUCAUUCUAUAAAUGACGUGAGAAUUAGAUUAUUACAACAAUUGAUGAUUGUCUCAUGGUCACCAAUAGUGAAACUAGCUUUCAGUAUUGGAAUUUUAUUAAUGGAAACAAAGGCCCUGAGAGCAUUAAACUCAGUUUCUGGUUAACUAGUCCAGUGAGACCACUACUGCCUCUAUCACAUACCUUUUUUUAUUUCAAAAAUAUUCUUUAUUCGUAAAAUAUUCAUAAAAUAAUUUGAUACACUGUACAUUAGGUAAUGCCAUACAUAUGUCAACAUUUACAUACACAGCUCAGAAUUAUCAUUAUUACGUACAGGUCUGUGCAUUUCUCGCUCUUAUGCCCAUAUAUUGAGCUGAGGCGUCAGCAGAGCCUAAAUGACUGCAUGGGCCCCCUGAUCAUCUUUAGACAGGCAGAUGUUAAACGGUGGUCUUUCCCCACUGCGCCCUGGCGGCAGCUGCCCCAAGCUUCAGCGUGUCCCUCAACACGUAGUCCUGGACCUUGGAAUGUGCCAGUCUGCAACACUCAGUCGGGGUCAACUCCUUCAGCUGGAAGAUCAACAGGUUUCGGACCACCCAGAGAGAGUCCUUCACCCCGUUGAUGAUCUUCCAGGCGCCGUUGAUGUUCGUCUCGGUGUGCGUCCUGGGGAACAGGACGUAGAGCACGGAGUCCCGCGUCACGGCGCUGCUCGGGACGAACCUCGACAAAUACCACUGCAUUCCUCUCCAGACUUCCUCUGCAUAGGCACGUUCCAGAAGGGAGGUGUGUGAGGGCAGCGUGCGGUGCGGCUGAGAGUCCAGGCGUGAUCUCACAGGUAGAGCCCUUCUCGCCACCAGCCAAGCCAUAUCUUGGUGCUUGUUGGAAAGUUCUGGCAAUGAUGCAUUCUGCUAAAUUGCUUUGACAGUCUGCUCAGGGAACUGCUCGAUAGGAUCCGCCCCCUCCUUUUCCCGAAGGGUCUCAAGGACACUACGUGCUGACCACUUCCUGAUGGACUUAUGGUCAAAGGUGUUUUUCUUCAAAAAUUUCUCCACGAAGGACAGGUGAUAUGGAACGGUCCAACUACUCAGAGCGUUCCGCGGCAGCGAGGCCAGGCCCAUCCUUCGCAACACCGGGGACAGGUAGAACCUCAGUACGUAGUGACACUUGGUGCUUGCGUACCGGGGAUCUAUGCACAGCUUGAUGCAGUCACACACAAAGGUGGCCAUCAGGGUGGGGGUGGCAUUGGGUGUAUUUUUUCCCCCGUUGCCCAGAUCUUUGUAUAACGAGUCCCUUCGGACCCAGUCCAUCUUUGACCUCCAUAUAAACUGGAAGAUGGCCCGGGUGACUGCAGCGGCGCAGGUUCUGGGAAUAGGCCAGACCUGUGCCACGUACAACAGCAAUGACAGUGCCUCACACCUGAUGACCAGGUUUUUACCUGUGAUGGGGAGCGACCGUAGCCUCCAUCUGCCUAGUUUCUGCCUCACAUUACUGAUACACUCCUCCCAAGACUUGGCACACGCCCCAGCCCCCCCGAACCAAAUACCCAGCACCUUCAGGUGGUCGGUCCUGACGGUGAAGGGGAUCGAGGAUUGGUCGGCCCAGUUUCCGAAGAGCAUGACCUCACUCUUACCUCGGUUUACCUUGGCCCCUAAGGCCCGUUCGAACUGGUCACAUAUGCACAUGAGUCUGCGCACGGACAGCGGAUCCGAGCAGAAAACGGCGACGUCAUCCAUGUACAGGGAGGCCUUAACCUGCAGACCCCUGCUGCCAGGAAUAGUCACCCCUCUCAGGCUCGCAUCCUUCCUGAUGGACUCGACAAAUGGCUCUAUGCAGCAAACAAACAAGGCAGGAGAGAGAGGGCAGUCCUGCCUGACUCCAGAUCUGACUGGGAAGCUAUCUGAUUCCCACCCAUUGGUUGAGACUGCACUGGCAAUGUUGGUGUAGAGCAGUCGGAUCCAAUUGCAGAUUCCCUCCCCAAAGCCCAUUUUGGAGAGAACAUCUCUCAUAUACCUGUGUGAUAUCCUGUCAAAGGCUUUCUCCUGGUCCAGGCUGAUCAGGCAGGCGUCCAACCCUCUGUCCUGCACGUAGGCGAUCGUAUCCCUGAGGAGUGCGAGACUCUCAGCAACCUUCCUGCCCGGCACAGCACAGGUUUGGUCAGGGUGAAUCACCGACCCCAGAGCAGACCUGACCCGGUUGGCGAUUACCUUUGACAGGAUUUUGUAAUCUGCAUUCAACAGUGUGAUCGGUCUCCAAUUUUUGGGUUCCUCCCUCUCCCCCUUCCGCUUAUAAAUGAGGGUGAUGAUGCCUUUCCUCAUGGAUUCGCUCAUGGUACCCGCCUGAAGCAUACUGACAUACACCUCCAGCAGGUCCUGGCCAAUCAAGUCCCACAGAGCGGAAUAGAGCUCGACCGGUAAGCCGUCGCUUCCGGGAGUUUUAUUCUUUUCGAAGGACUCGAGGGCCUUGGUCAGCUCGUCCAGAGAUAGCGGCUGGUCCAGCCUCUCGCGUGUUCUGUCGUCUAAGAUCUCUGUGAUAGACGACAGGAAUGACUGGGAGGCCGCGCUGUCGGUCGGCUUCGCGUCAUACAGACUGGCGUAGAAGGAUUUACUGAUCCUCAUGAUGUCAGCCUGAGAUGACGUUAUCGAGCCGUCUUCUUCCUUCAGGCUGCUGAGCACAGAGCUCUCUUUGUGCACCUUCUGGAAGAAGAAAUGUGAGCACAUCUCGUCCUGCUCCACCGAGCGGACCCUGGACAGGAAGAUUAUCUUGGAGGCCUCCGAGGCAAAGAGCAAGGCUUGCUGGCCCUUCACCUCCUUGAGGUCCUCCGUGACAUCAACCCCCAUUGUCUGCAGCAGGAGCAGGUUCUGCAUACUUUCCUGGAGCUGGGACAGUUUUCCCCGCCUCUCUCUCGCCUCCUGAACACCUUUUGAGGAUGAAGAACCUCUUGAUGUUCCCUUUUACUGUUUCCCACCAGUCUGCUGGAGACUCAAAGAGGGGCUUCACGGUUCUCCAACCUGCGUAAUCCCUCUUGAGCUCCUCGAUGUUUCCCGGGGUCAACAGCUUUGUGUUCAGCUUCCACGUUUCCUUACCAGCCUGCUGCUCGUCCUGUAGGUGACAGUCGGCCAGCAGGAGGCAGUGGUCAGAGAAGAACACCGGCUUGAUGUCGGUGGAUCUGACCGAGAGCGUUCGGGACACAAACAGGUAAUCUAUCCUUGAGCGGAUAGACCCGUCUGCCCGUGUCCAGGUGUAUCUACGCUGCGCUCCGUCUGCAGGGGUGCUGAAGACAUCGUGCAGCUUGGCAUCUUUUACCGCGUCCAUCAGGGCUCUGGACAUGGCGUCCAGUUUACUGUCCCCCCGCCAGAUUGUCCAUCUGCAUCAAUGAUACAGUUGAAGUCUCCGGCCAGAAUGACCGGCCUGGACGUAGCCAGCAACAGUGGAAGCUGCUGCAGGACGGCCAACCGUUCACUCUUACCCACUGGGGCAUACACAUUAAUCAGUCUCAGGGGAGCAUUCUUGUACAUAACGUCGGCGACGAGGAGGUGUCCACCCACCACCUCCUUAACCUCGGAGAUGGUGAAGUUGCUCCCUCGCAACAGGAUACCCAGGCCAGAGGUGUGGCUAUCGUUGCCCCCCGACCAAACUGACGGCCCAUGGGCCCACAAGCUCGACAAUCUCCUGUAGCUGCUGAGGUGCGGUAUCCCACACUCCUGCAGAAACAGGAGGUCGGCUUUAACGCUGGCCAGAAAGGCCAUCGUUGAAACACAUCGCGUAGCUGAUUUGAUGCUACGCACAUUGAUGCUGGCAAUUUUAAACCCCAUUUUAACAAUUUACAAGGUUAGCAGUGUCCAUUUGCUGCUGGUCUUGCUCCUCUGGGGUAGCUGUGUGCAUCCCUGUGGUGACGGCAAACUGCUGGACCAUCCCAAGGCAGAGGUAGCUGUCCGGCUCCACGCUGGAGCCACUUCCCCGCUCUGGUGUCUUUGUGUCGAACCCAGGGUCCGCACCAUCCAGUUCUGCAUCUGACAGCGUGGCUGUCACAGGACUGCUGCUCCUAGUUACCUGGAGCUGUGGGCCGGUGGGUACCUCUUGGUUCUCACCGGGUCGGGGGAGGCCUUUACCCAUCCCCUCAGAGGGAUCGUCUUUCCCUUUGGUGCUGCCCUCCUUUCUCCCCAUGGCGCUCUGUCUCUUCCUCUGGUGGCGACCCUUCUUGCGCCCGUCCUCACCGUCGGAAGAGCUGCCUGUGUCCUCGACUUGCAGGUGUCGCUUCCCCCUUCCCUGGGUGGCUUUGGGGCCCCAGAGAGGUUUCUCUCCCUGUUUUUGACUGUGAUCCAAUCCUCUGCCUCCUUUGAUCCCUCCUCUUCCAUUUCCUCCGUCUGCCUUGAAGGAGCUUGGAUCGGCUGCUGCACCUCCCUGCUUUCUGCUUUCUGCUGUCUGCUGUCUGCCAUCUGCUCCACUACCGCCUGCUCUUCCUUCUGGGUGCCUCCAGGCACCGUUCCUGUGCUAUUUUGUGGUGCCUCUGUUGGUCCACGGCUCGUGUUGCCACCUCCGGCCAUCUGUGUGUAGGUGGCGGCUCCUUGUCUUGGGCAGGCCUUGUACAUGUGGCCCGCCUCUCCACACAGGUUACAGUUCUUGGCCUCCUUACAAUCCUUGGUCGGGUGGCCUUCCUGCUUGCAGUUUCAGCAUACGGUCACCUUACAGUUGGCUGCCAUGCGGCCUGACCUCCCGCAGGUUCGGCACACCUUCGGCUGCCCUGCGUACGUCAGGUAGCCUCUGCUUCCUCCGAUGGCGAAGCUGGAGGGUGGGUGGAGGAUGUUCCCGCUGCCAUCGACCCUCAGGGUUACCUUGACCUGUCUUUUACUGGUCCAGAUCCCGAAAGGAUCGACCACAUCGGUGCUUUCUCCUUCGACCUGGACAUACCUCUUCAAGAAGGUGAGAACAUCUGCCGCUGGGACGUAAGGGUUGUACAUUUGGAUUGUAACAACCCGACUUCUUUGCGCAGGAAGCACACACAACGGGACCGCCGACAAGAUGGAGAACAGAGGUUCCCCUUCCUUCUCCUUGAAGACCUUCAGGAGCUGCUCACAAUGCUUCACACUCCUGAAGGUCACAUCGAAGUAGCCUGCCCCAGGGAAAUCCUGCAGGCAGUACCCGUCCGCUGCUGCAAACCCACAGCACUCCAGCAAAACCUUCUUCAUAAACCCCAUCCGAUCGACUUGUGUGUGCUCCUCCACCUUCUUCACAGUCACCCUGACUGUGUUGCGAAUGCUCUGGCCAGGGCUGCGAGCGGCUGCUGAGGCCAUAGCUCUGAGGUUGGCUGAUACCUGAAUUGGCGUUAGGCCGAAGCCAGCAUAAAAGAUCCACCAAGAGCAGGUCAGCACAACCAAACGAUCCUCCAACGGCCAAUCACGAUCCAGCGAUGGUCUCCAGCAGCUCCAACGACUCGCAGCACGAACCCCUUGGUUUCUCCCCCGCCAGCGCAAGUCCGCAGCGUCGCUCCUGCAGCUCACGAGCAGAAUCUCUUCCUCUGGACCUCAGGAACUACACAUAUUCCAAGCCAAAAGGCUGAGAAGCCUCUCUCAACAUACCACUCCACCCAUUUCACUUUGCAUCCAAAUGCCCAUUUGUUUCUGCUUCACUUAUUGUUUACUCAGUUUCUAAUUUUUUAACCAAUUUUUAAGUAGAAUGUAGCAAAAUAUUGGAGAAUGAUAUGUUGAGCAAAUUAAAGAUUUGUUCCCAACCAGCCAGGGAUUAAGCUUGUGUUUGUGCUGAUAUCCUGAUGGCAUGUUAAUAACAUUUUUAAUUUUAUGUAAUCAUCUUUCAAAUUCCUCGCAAAGUUUGUGACCUGAUGUCUCAGUAUUUUGGUUUUUUUUUA
Messenger RNA from Hemiscyllium ocellatum (epaulette shark), 11496 nucleotides. It is a transcript of the gene dtx2, whose product is annotated as deltex 2, E3 ubiquitin ligase. The transcript has 9 exons. Gene Ontology annotation, molecular function: ubiquitin protein ligase activity; zinc ion binding. The record is from RefSeq and is a predicted model, not a curated record. Gene Ontology annotation, biological process: Notch signaling pathway; protein ubiquitination. Bases 95 to 1939 code for a protein of 614 amino acids. Lineage: Eukaryota; Metazoa; Chordata; Chondrichthyes; Orectolobiformes; Hemiscylliidae. Gene Ontology annotation, cellular component: nucleoplasm.